Messenger RNA from Microthlaspi erraticum, 1074 nucleotides. NCBI's taxonomy places the organism in Eukaryota, Viridiplantae, Streptophyta, Magnoliopsida, Brassicales, Brassicaceae. The record is from the annotation of a GenBank genome assembly.
AUGGUUUCGGAGGAACGGGCAAAACAUUUCAUGUGGAAAACACUAUCAGCUGCUAUACGAUCUAGAGGAGAGAUUGUUCUAAAUGUUGCUUCAAGCGGGAUCGCUUCUUUGUUGUUAGAAGGUGGACGUACUGCUCAUUCAAGGUUUGCCAUUCCAAUAAAUCCUGAUGAUUUCACAAUGUGUAAAUUCGCACCAUGCUCCGAUCUUGGGAAUCUUGCUAAGCAAGCAUCGCUUAUUAUUUGGGAUGAAGCACCUAUGAUGAGCAAGUAUUGUUUCGAGGCUCUGGAUAGGUCUUUAUCUGACAUUGGUAAUGUAGACAACAAGCCUUUUGCUGGGAAGGUUAUAGUAUUUGGUGGUGAUUUUAGACAAGUUCUUCCUGUGAUUGUCGGUGCUGGUCAGGCCAAAGAGAUCAGUGAUUUCUCAGAUUGGUUGCUUGAUGUUGGAGAUGGUAAAAUUGCUGAGCCUAACGAUGGUGAGGCGGAAAUAGAUAUUCCGGAAGGAUUACUUAUCACCGCGACAAACGAUCCAAUGGAAGUUAUAUCCAAUGAGAUAUAUUCUGAUCCUGAUAUGUUUGAAGUCGAUAAGGAUCCACGUUAUUUUCAAGAUCGGGCCAUAUUAUGUCCAACUAACGACGACGUCGACAUGAUAAAUCAGUUCAUGCUACGUAAAAUACCCGGUGAAGAAAGAACGUAUUUGAGUGCUGAUAGCAUAGAUCCAAUGGAUAUAGCUGCAAGGAACAAUCCAAUUUUCACACCCGAUUUUUUGAACUCUAUCAAGAUGGCUGAUCAUGUUUUGGAAGCAAGGGUUAUUACUGGAGAUCUUGCUGGGCACAAAGUUUUGAUCUCUAUAAUUGUUAUAUCUCCAUCUGACCUGAAAUUUCCUUUUAGAAUGAGACGGAGACAGUUUCAGCUGGCAGUUGCUUUUGCGAUGACCAUUAACAAGAGCCAAGGUCAGUCCCUCAAGCAAGUUGGUCUUUACCUUCCACGACCGGUAUUCUCUCAUGGCCAACUGUAUGUGGCGCUUUCUAGAGUAACAUCGAAGAAGUGUCUUAAGAUACUAAUCGUCGACAAAUAA